Hansenula anomala is the source of this 1668-nucleotide messenger RNA. It is a transcript of the gene SKI7, whose product is annotated as Ski7p. The coding region runs from base 1 to 1668 and encodes 555 amino acids. The transcript is spliced from 2 exons. The record is from RefSeq and is a predicted model, not a curated record. Gene Ontology annotation, molecular function: GTP binding; GTPase activity. Lineage: Eukaryota; Fungi; Ascomycota; Saccharomycetes; Phaffomycetales; Wickerhamomycetaceae. Gene Ontology annotation, biological process: translation.
AUGACUCCAGAAGAUGAAGAGAAAAUAGAUGCUCUACUGCCUGAAAUCAAAACGGCAAUGAAAGAUUACACAGGAUUCACUGACAAAGAUUUAAAAGAUGCAUUAUGGUUCAAUUACCUUGAAGUGGAACCAACCUUGAAAGAACUGAAAAUUUUCGUUCCUCGUGCUAAUUCUCAAAUAGCUAAAAAGGUCAAAUCAAAUUUUUCAAAACCAAGUCCUGAUGAUGUUAUAUUAGAUGCUCAAAAGCAAGCAUUUGAAGAUAAUAUAAAAAAGAAAGAUGAAGAAGCUGCAUUAGCUAAAGAUGUUUCAAAUUUGAAAAUUACUCCAAAACAAGCUACAAAACCUAAAUUCAAAAUUGAUCUAGAUGCUGAAUUAUCCAAAAGACAAGUAAAACCUCAUACGAGUUUUGUCGUUAUUGGUCAUGUUGAUGCAGGGAAAUCAACCUUGACAGGUCGUUUAUUAUUAGAAAACAACAUUGUUGAUAAGAACACUUACACAAAAUUGAAAAGAGAAGCAGAGAAAGCUGGUAAGGGUUCAUUUUCCUUAGCUUGGGUUAUGGAUCAAACUGAGGAGGAAAGAAAUCGUGGUGUUACUAUUGAUAUUUGUACUUCAGAGUUUGAAACUGAGAAUGGUUAUUUCACUAUUGUUGAUGCUCCAGGUCAUAGAGAUUUUGUUCCAAAUAUGAUUACUGGUGUCAGUCAAGCUGAUAUUGCCGUUUUGGUUGUCGAUUCUUCGACUGAUGCUUUUGAAUCUGGAUUUAAUUUGGAUGGUCAAACUAAAGAACAUACAAUUUUGGCUAGAAGUUUGGGGAUUAAUAAAAUUGUUGUUGCUGUGAAUAAAAUGGAUAACAAUGAUUGGUCAGAAGAUCGUUUUGAAGAAAUCAGAGAUCAAUUGACUGAAUUCCUGAAAAUUACUGGAUAUAAUGAAGAUCAAAUCCAAUUUGUUCCAUGUUCUGGAUUGACUGGUUUAAAUGUUGCUUCAAAACCUUCAACUCCUGAAGAUCAAAGAAAAUUGAAAUGGUAUAAUGGUGAUUCUGUAUUGGGUGCUUUAGAGAAAUCUGAGAAAUUCAAUAGAGAUUUUACAAAACCAUUUGUCAUGUCAAUUGCUGAUAUUGGGUCAAGUUCAGAGUUUACAGGAAGAAUAGACACUGGCACAAUUCAAGCUGGUGAAACUGUUUUGUUUGCUCCGUCAAAUCAAGCCGGUGUUGUCGACUCAGUAUCUGUUAAUAACGCUAGAGUCCCAGUUGGUAUUGCUGGUGAUAAUGUCACUUUGAAGAUAAAGGAUGUUCAAAUUGAAGAAGUUCAAGUUGGUGAUAUAAUUUCAAUUGUUACUACAGAGAUUCCAUCAGUUUCAAAAUUUGAAAGUAGAUUAGUGUUGUUUGAUUUGAAAAGACCUUUACUUUUAGGAACUCAGUUUGUCUUAUUCAGAGGUAAUGUCCAACAACCUGCUAAAAUCACCAAAAUUAUUUCUCUACUGGAUAAAGUUACUGGACAAGUUUCUAAAAAGAAACCAAAACAUUUGGGUUCCCAUCAAUCAGCAAUGGUGGAAAUUGAGCUACUAGGUAGAAAUUUACCUCUACAAUUAUUUAAGGAUAAUAAACAGUUAGGAAGAGUUAUUUUAAGAAAAGACGGUUCAACUAUCGGUGCUGGUAUAGUGGAGAAAUACUAG